AUGGAUUAUUUCCAAAUACAGGAAGCCACCUCAAGUAGAUGUGAAUUUUUGCUUGCUUGCUCUUUAGAGCCUUGUUGCAGGGACAUCGCUUGCCGAAACUGCCUAAUUGAUGUCAAAAAGUGUAUUGUGAAGAUUUCCGAUUUUGGUUUAUCGAAACAAGCGGAAACGUAUAAGAUACCUGACAAGGAGAAGCUCGCAAUCAAGUGGCAGGCCCCUGAAGUAAUUCUAACCAGGACAUACACAAUGAAGUCUGAUGUUUAUUCAUACGGUAUACUUCUUUGGGAAAUUUUUAACGACGGCGCAUCACCAUUUUGCGGAAUCAAAAAUAAAACAGUCGGCUUGAAGAUAUCUGACCCGAAAUUUCGCCCUGUUAUCAGUCCUAGCCUUCCUGUUCUCGUUGUGAGAGUGAUGAAGACUUGUUGGAGAGGAAACCCACAGAAAAGACCAAUAAUGGCGCAAGUGGCUCGCUACCUCAUCCACGCUCCUCCUGAGUUGUAA
Molecule: messenger RNA, 498 nt
Organism: Ostertagia ostertagi
Lineage: Eukaryota; Metazoa; Nematoda; Chromadorea; Rhabditida; Trichostrongylidae
Source: the annotation of a GenBank genome assembly